This is a messenger RNA of Petromyzon marinus (sea lamprey), 1677 nucleotides long. RefSeq names its product proteasome assembly chaperone 3 (gene PSMG3). NCBI's taxonomy places the organism in Eukaryota, Metazoa, Chordata, Hyperoartia, Petromyzontiformes, Petromyzontidae. Gene Ontology annotation, biological process: proteasome assembly. The record is from RefSeq and is a predicted model, not a curated record.
CUGUAACUGUUGUUACACUCUGUCGUCGUUUUGUCAGCCAUGGUCGAUCCACUGCUGCAAUACUCCACCUCUGGCAACCUGCACCUGAACUGUUUUUUAUCGCUCCCAUCUCCCCGGUUUAUGUCGCACUCUGGGGACUCGUUCCUUGCCAUGGCUGCGCGCUCCGUGAUUUUUCUUGUACAGUAAUGACUCCCUUUCUCAUACAUUCUGUCUCGUGGGUGGCCCCGCCACGGUAAUGUGGAAUUUCCACCCUGACGCGUGCCUCUUCAUGGAGUUCUCCGGUCCACUCCAUGGCCUCCGAGGACGCUGUCCGCUCGCGCCAGGCGAGCGCCGUGGUGGGCGGCGUGCACACGGACGCGUUCUGCUGCGCGUUCGCGGACCGCGUCCUCGUGUUGGUCACGCAACGGCCGCGUCUGGGCCUCCUCGUGAGCCUCGCGGCAGUGGACGGGCCUCCGGGAUCAUCGGAGUCGCCGGCACCGCAGGGGUCGCAAGGGAUACCCCCGACUUGUGACUCGCGGGUACUGCUCGGCAAAGACGAGCCUAUGAGCCACGUGUGCGCGUGGAACGUGGCGGGGCACGUGAGCCGCGAGGCCGGGGGGCGUCCCGUGCUGCUGGCGCUCUCCCUGAGCGGCGACGUCACCCCCGAGCUCGUGCGCGCUCUCCGCGCCAUGGUGGACACGUGCCGCGUGUGGUGACGACGAACUGGAGAACGGGUACAGCCAGGGUCACUCGGGGUCACUCGGGAUUCACGCGACGUUGAAUUUCGCCCCCACGUCUGCUGGAUCCUACCGUAACUGCAAGUCCCGUGCUGUGGAGUCAGACACGCAGUUGUGAAUCAAGACGCUGUCACGCUAAGCGAGCAUCAUGUUGGGUGUGUGUGGGAGAGGGUGUGCAAGCGUUGUAAUUGGUGAAAAUUGCAAGGGGGGGCUUGAGUCUUUCUGGCCUUGUGUCACAGGCUGACUUACUACAAUUACUCGGGGUUGACGUUCACCAUCUCUCACCGUCCAGCCAGUCCACGCGUACCGUUCUUGUGACAAUGCGAAUUGAGAUUUCAAGAGGCAAAAUGCACGACUCGACGUAAUAGAGUGAGCAGCAGUGCUUUGUAAAGUCGCGUCCACAUCCACGCGAUCAGUUAUGCAACCAAAUCGCUGUCAAAAUCGCGCAACUUAAUUGCCUGAAACUGCUUUGUCCACAUCCGACCGAGCAGUCGCGCAACAAGGAAAUUAAACAGCGUUUUCAAGAUUGCAGUUAACCGUGGUUCGCAAGUGUGACGCGAUGGUAUACGUCGCUACAAAUAUCUCAGCAGAUCAAUGCUUGAAAUUGGAGUGUCUCUAGGGCAAGCAACCGGUUGCGCAACCAAUUGCUCAGGUUCAUGGCUGGCUUAAAGAUGAAUGCCACUGAAAGCAGUGCAAGGGAUCACAUGUCAAACUCUUCUCCACGCCGCCCGUGCUGUAGCUGCCCACUCGCAACUCGACACCUGGGUCAUGUCGCCUUGUCUCACACGUGCAAUUACAAAGUUGUGAGCUUUGUUUUCACACCAAAUUGACAAAAGGUUAAUGAUAUCAGACAUAACGACUGUUGUUUACUUGUAAUGCUUUCUGGGCCAGGUUACACGUUGUAAGUGACUUUUGGUCUCGGUGAGCCCUCUGUUUAAAUAAAGAAUGUUUGUAUUAAGAA